Molecule: messenger RNA, 2930 nt
Organism: Drosophila mojavensis
Lineage: Eukaryota; Metazoa; Arthropoda; Insecta; Diptera; Drosophilidae
Exons: 4
Coding region: 208-2412 (734 amino acids)
Biological process (GO): nuclear migration along microtubule
Cellular component (GO): nuclear membrane
Molecular function (GO): lamin binding; actin filament binding
Source: RefSeq, a predicted model, not a curated record
UAUUGCUUUAAACAAACUGACAUACAAGGACAAGAGCUAGCCGCUGUCACUGCCCGGUUUUUUGUAGUUGUAAUAUACAUACGUAUAUAUCAAAUAGUUUGACGUUUAGUUUCUCCCAUUUUAUCGUGGCUGUGGUUGGAAGUAGUACAAGUCAAAUAAAAUAUUUUAAAAAACUUUUACAACCUGAAAAAAAAAAACCCAAAAACAAUGAAAUCUCUUCUAUUAAUGAUUGCCGCCAAGGCGCUGCCGAUUUUGGCGCUUAGUUUUGUGCUCUGUCUGCUGCUCUACAAGAUGUACGUGCACGUGCGCUCACGUUUCGGCAUAACGGUAAACUGCUGGUUCUGUAACACAAACUCGCGCGUGCCGUACGGCGAUCGCAACAGCUGGAACUGUCCCGAAUGCGAGCAGUAUAAUGGCUUUACCGGCGAUGGUGACUAUAAUCGUGAUAUAUUCGCUCAGCACGACUCCAGUAUACGCUGCGAUGCCCACUCCUCGAUGGACAGCAGCAGCGGCAUCAUGCGUAACGGGCUGUGUGCCAAUGCUUACUAUGGCAACGCUAUGGCCGGCGGAACGCCGCCACCGCAAGAUAACGGACUGUGCGACCAGUGCAACGAGGCGCAGCGCCUGAAGAUUGAGAAGCUGGCCCAGUUCGAGCCGCGUUUCGAGGCGUGCUUCGACCAGGAAUUGAAACGCUUUAAACACGAGCUGGAACAGCGCUAUCGCCUGUGCACCACCUGUGAGCGCCAUGUCAACCGUGUGCUCCACGAGAAGAAGAAAAUGGUGCUGGGCGCUAAGCUGUUGAAUUUCAUUAUAAAGGGCGCCGCCCUGCUCAAGCAGCCGCACUAUGAGCGUCUCGCUCAUGCCCAGAAGCAGCGCUGCCUGAUGCGCUACCAGCUCUGGAUGAAGCUGAUGACAAUGGUCAACAUCGUCUGUCUGCUGUGCACCCUGCCCACGGCCACACCGGAGCAGUUCACCGAGUUGCUGGGCAACAUACUGGCCAAGCCCGCCUAUUUCGUCUACACGCACGCCCUGACCAUGCUGCAUCUGACCAUCGCCUAUGCCAGCGAGUGGCUGGCCGCACAGGCCUUCCUCUCAAAGCUCUGGAUGUUUGCCGCCGUCGUGGGCAAACUGGUCUUCUACACCGUGGGCACGCCGCAGUCCCUAGCCGACGAGGUCACCUUCAACAGCUGCUACACCAGCUUCUAUCCGUAUGCCAUGCUGGUCAUCAGUUUGAUUAGUAACCUUGUCUCUGGAUUCAAGUUGACCCGCUAUACCGCGCUGCUCGUCCUGUGGAGCAUCUAUGCCAAGGGCUCCUUUUUGAUCUUUGAGGCCAUCAAUGGGAUCACCUUCAUUCUGUUGGGCAGCUUGUCCACCCUGAUCCUGUUGUAUAUGCGCGACGAGAGUCGCCUGGAGCAACUGUCGGCUUCCGAAAGCUUCCAUCGCCUGUGCACAGACGAGUGCAUCAACGACGAGGAGACUAUCAGCAUGAUCAGCGAGCAGCUGAGCUGCAAUGCGAGCAACAACAGCAAUGCCAGCAACCUGUCCGUGCUGAACUCCAACUGUCCGACUCCGAGCCCGGCCCCGACCCAAGUCGCAGCCCGUACCCCGACCCCGAGAUCGAACCCGGCCCCACAGCUGCGCAGCGUCAGCCUCAACAGUCUGGGCAAGCCCCUUAUUGCGCCUUCGGUGUUGUCCAUGGACUCGCUGCGUGUCUCUUCGCAGCGCACACACCUCAAUCCGAUGUCCCCAUCGCCGGUGCUUUCACCGACGCCAGCCACCAGCUACAAUCCCAUCUAUCACACCCAGACGUCCAUGUACUCGGCCGGCAGCUUGGACCAGCAGGGCUGGCGCCGCAACUAUGCCGUGGGCGUGAGCACGAUUGGAGAGGAUGGUAUUUGGCAGCGCAGCGGCAUUAACUCCAAUUAUCAGACUUCUGGACAGACAAUUUAUGGCCUUGAUCAGCGUCCGAUGACGCGCUCCAACAACAACUUGCUCUAUCCGUCGCACCUCGUAUUGCAGCAGCAGCAGCGCGAAAGCAACAUCUCCGCCUGGGUGAACGCCACCAGUGUCCAUACGCAGCCGGAACUGCUACAUGAGCCCAACACCGCCAAUCUAAUGCAGUGCAACAACAACAACACUCGCGACCUCUCACGCACCUCGUCCCAGUCCUCAGGCUUCGAGUCGCAGCUGGGCAAUCAGCGUCCCGAGCCAUCCCAGUGGGGAUCAGUAUCAGGACAGGACCAGGCAUCACUGAACAAUCUGAAUCCGAGUGUGGGACGCGAUUACCCAUUGCCGUUGCGCGUGCAAUCGCCUCAGGGCUCGCCGUACGCUGGACAGGGGGUUCACGAUAUUCGUCCCGGGGAUCUGUUGCGCAAGUGGAUGGAACGUGACGGAACCGCCAAGGCCAAUUGAUUAAUCAUCUAGUCUUCUUCUAGUUCAUUAGUUGGUUUGUGUUCAUUCGUUAAACUUUCAGGUUUUUUGUUUCUAAUUUUUUAUUUUCUUUUUCUUUUCUUCUUUUUCUUUUUUUUGGCUUGAACAAUAAAAACGAAACACUAACCAUAAUACUAUAGCUAUAUAACUAUAAUAGUAUAACAACUCAGGAAUCAAGGACGCUAUAUUUCAUAGAUAUAUUAACUAUAUUAAGAUCUUGAUUAACGAUAUCUUUUGAAACUAAAAUUAUAAUUAAUUGUAGAAUAGUUUUUAGAGCUAACCGAACUGGAUCGAACUUAAAAUUUAAGAAAUGUUGAAAAGAAAAAACCUGAGAAAAAGCAUAUAUAUAGAUAUACUAACUACCCCGGUCCAGUUCCCCAGCAAAGUCACAAAUUUUUAUUUUAAAAGAUAUCCUAACAUAUAAUGGACAGAAUAGUUCAAAUAUUUAUUACAAUCUGCCAGAAUAUUGUUAUAUAUAAAAGAAACAACAAAUACUUCAA